Molecule: messenger RNA, 860 nt
Organism: Aureobasidium pullulans EXF-150
Lineage: Eukaryota; Fungi; Ascomycota; Dothideomycetes; Dothideales; Saccotheciaceae
Exons: 2
Coding region: 193-744 (183 amino acids)
Source: RefSeq, a predicted model, not a curated record
CUCUCUGCUCUUGAAGUUGGUUCGAAUGUCGCUUCGCUCCUAUUGACAAAGACGUUCAUCGGGCUUGGACUUCACCUUUGCGUUCGAAAUGAACCAGCUGACUAAAAUACCCAAAGGCAAGCAUGGCAAGAAACGCGGAAGCAAGGACUGCCCUACUUCAACACGUGAACAGUUACUCGAGCGUUUCUCGGUAUGAGCCCUCCAUAUAUCUCCCGUCAACCAACGUCUGGCUUUAAGACACAGAAGGAGAAGUCCUUCCUCACCGCGUUCGAGAAACCUCUCAAACCAGAUCCUUACCCACCUUGUGCAGUACCGCUGAAGAAGCUCAAGCGUAUCUACCUCAAGGAUCUCAAGAGUAACACUCACAAUCAUGGCUGCUAUGUUGUUCUUCGAGCGUUCGGUGAGCCUGUCAUCAAGCCUAUCGUCAUCAAUGCAGUCGAAGACCAAAGUGGUGAAGUCGAUCGACUAGCCAUCCACGAUAUGUGCGAACCGUCUCGUGGUUAUUUGGUGAUGGUGUAUAUCUCUUUACAACACUCCUUUGUCUCUUGGUGUCGAGUGAACAAUAGUCUUCUCACAUCUCGGUUGGUAAACAUGAAUUACAUCCUCACUUUACCUAUGAAUCGCUUCCAGAGUCCAGGUGAUUUAGUAGCUAAUCUGGAUAGACGGUCGAUGGAUACCCUAAGGGCUUUGACAUCGCGUCAGGCAUUUCUUACUUGUCGUUCGGCGAGAAAGGAAGUUUAUUGAGUGUUUCAUCAUCGUGCAAACUGCGAAGUCACAUCUGAUGUGAACCAUCGUCAUGAUAAACCGAAAUCAUCAUGUUAACCAUCACCAUCAGACACUGGUAACUUCUUCAAAUAAAA